AUGAGCUCCUCGACGUCCGUCCGCGACGAUGACGCGCCGGACCUCGUCUGCCAGAUCGACUGCGUCCACGGCAUGGUCGACGCGCUCUCCUCCGUCCGCUGGAAGCGCCACCAGGACGCGGUGAUGGAGCUGUCGGAGCACGGGAUCGUGCUCUCAGUCGAGGAGAGCGGGUGCCUCCUGGCCAAGGUCUUCCUCAAGCGCGAGCUGUUUGUGGAGUACGACUAUGCGGGGGACGGGAGGCAGCGGUUCGGCCUCAGCCUGGGUCUCUUCGUCGACUGCCUCAACAUCUUCUCAUCGCCAGGCCACGCGUCUGCUGUCGAGAUCCGUUACCCUGGCCCCGACAUGCAGCUUCUCCUCAAGUCCGUGGGCUCUCCAGAUGCAUGUCUGUAUGCAGAAAUCAGAACCAGAAUUCCAGAUACGGUCUCUUGGGAUUACCAUUUUGAGCAUGAUGGGAAUACUCCAGUCACUUUUACCGUCAAGUCCGCUGUCCUGAAAGAAACAAUCGAUGACCUUGAAUGGCCAGGUUCCAGCAUUCAGAUUCGAAUGCAACCAGAUCCUCCAACAGUUAUAUUGAAAGGCGAAGGUCAUGGCGACUUGCAGAUUGAGUUCCCCUAUUAUGCAAAUUCCGACCUUCUAAUCGUGUUCCAAUGCGACCAUGAAGUGUCAUACAGGUAUAAAUACAAGUUUCUUCGAGCAACUACCUCGAACAUCCCCAGUAGUGUCAUGAAGGAUAAUCGUAGGACGAAAGCCUCCAUUGGGAGGGGAGGGAUGCUGAAAAUCCAGCACCUGGUUUCACUUGCCAGGCCAGGUAUGCCAUACUUCCGUAAUAUUGGUGGAGGAACCGAGCAGACAAGCCGAAUCGCCCAUAUAGAAUUCUUUGUGAAGCCAGAAGAAGAUGAUAAUGAUGCCUAG
Molecule: messenger RNA, 912 nt
Organism: Miscanthus lutarioriparius
Lineage: Eukaryota; Viridiplantae; Streptophyta; Magnoliopsida; Poales; Poaceae
Source: the annotation of a GenBank genome assembly